Cadophora gregata is the source of this 1850-nucleotide messenger RNA. RefSeq lists its product as uncharacterized. Gene Ontology annotation, molecular function: zinc ion binding; DNA-binding transcription factor activity, RNA polymerase II-specific. The record is from RefSeq and is a predicted model, not a curated record. Bases 225 to 1850 code for a protein of 541 amino acids. Lineage: Eukaryota; Fungi; Ascomycota; Leotiomycetes; Helotiales; Ploettnerulaceae. The transcript is spliced from 3 exons. Gene Ontology annotation, biological process: regulation of DNA-templated transcription.
CAACUUCUCAAGUUCCCCUUUUUGGACAUGACAUUGAGACCAGAAUCGCCGUUCGAGUAGAUGGCAAGAAAGACCCCUUGGCGAUCAACGAUACUCGACCGUUUCCUUUUCUGUCUGAUAACCGACGCCGCAUCUUGGAACAUUCCCAACCGGAACCGCAACGGCCUAACCCCGUAAACGACGAUUUCCUGCUCGACUUGCAUCAGCUGGCGACCCUAUGAAGGAUGGUCUUUUGUGGCAAGCCCAGUGGUGGCUGUCACGCCUGUCGAGAACGCAAGACUAAAUGCGACCAAGUACCUGAAGGAUGUACCCAAUGUAAACGGGCGAAACGCACAUGUCCCGGCUACCGAACUCCUGGAGACUUGAUAUUCCGCAACGAGAGUACCAAUGUGAUCCGAAAGUUCAAGGCUAAAGAAGCUAGAGACAAGAAGGCAGCCUCUUUGAAAGCAUCUCCACCGCGGUCAGUGACGUCUGGAUCCUCAUCAUCAUCACCUCCAGAAGAUGAUGAUUGGGACGACAUCUCAGAUAGCUCACUUGAGAUCAUCCAGCGAGCGGAUGCACCUCUAUCUGUAUUCUCUCUCGCGCCUACCAUUGAGGAACGGGCUACUGGUUUCUUCGUUGCCAACUUUGUCCUUGGAAUGUCUGGUCCUUCCAAGGGAUACCUUGACUAUCUAACAGAAGUGGCUCGAACUCAAGUGCUGGAUGAUGGCCUUCUUGCUAGUAUGAAAGCAGUCGGUCUGGCUGGUUACGCACACUCGGUUCAUGCUCCAUCACUGCUGAAAAAUGCACGCUACCAGUACUAUCGAGCUCUACAGUCGACAAAUGCUGCUCUGCGAGACCCAGUCGAUGUCAAGAAAGACACUACACUUCUUUCCAUCAUGAUUCUCGGCAUCUUCGAGGCCAUUACUGGAACCAAGCAAUCCUCACUUAGAGACUGGGCUCAGCACAUCAAUGGCGCAGCUGCAGUAAUAAAACUCCGAGGCCCGGAACAAAUACGGACGCCAGUCGGCCGUCGUAUGAUGCUUACAGUAACGUCCAGUCUGCUCAUUACCUGUAUCUACAAAGCUGUGCCUUUGCCAAUCUAUAUGCAAGAAUAUAUGGAAGAGGCUCUGAGGAUCGUUCAGACCCCAGACCCAGCUUUCAGGAUCCAAGAGAUCAUGAUGCGGUUCGCCACUCUACGAUCAGACAUGGUGCACAAACGCCUCACAGAUCCGUGGGAGAUCCUCAGUCAGGCUCUUGAUCUGGAUGCUGUCCUACUCAAGAUAAGCUCCGAUCCUCCACCUGGUUGGGGGUACGAAACCAUUUACACUGACACGAACUCUGACAUUGUGUACAACGGCCAAUAUCACCUUUACUACGAUUAUUGGAUGGCCCAAAUCUGGAAUGCCUUGCGCACAUUGCGGAUCAUGUUAAAUGAAACGAUAAGAGGUGUCUUGUUGGCUGGAUUCAGCGCUAGACCACCGGUCUUCACGGGCACGGAACAUACAGCCCAGUUCCAGAUCAGUACCGAUACCAUCUACUCUCUCCAAGCCGACAUCCUCUACAGCGUUCCUCAACACCUCAACAUUUUCCCUGAGCCGGCAGGAUUCCGCGAUCAAGGUACAGCAUCCAUCCGUUUGCAUAAGCUUAUGGAUGAAUUCUCCUCUGUGAGGAUGUCGGGUGGCUCGUUUCUGAUUUGGCCAUUGUGGUUUGUGGGGAUCAUAGAUGUUGCUACUGAAGAGAUGAGGGGAUUUGUGGUGAGGAAUCUGAAGAAUAUUGCUGUUACGAUGGGACUUCAACAGGCUGCCGUGUUGGCGAAAGUUGUGGAAGAUCAAAGCGAGAUCAAGGAAUGGAAGCAGGAAGACGACUGA